CAUUUGUCAGAGGGCGCCUCCUUUUCUUCAAAUAAACGUCAACUUUCGCCAGUGGCCGCUCUCAGACGUCUCUCUCUGCCGGUGCAAUCAAACGAUAGCUACUUUCCUCACUUCUCACAAAUAUUACUUUAUUGGAUUUCAUAAAAAAAACGCUGAUUAUUUUGAAACAUAAGCCAUGGAGUCCGCGAUCGGAAAUCUUGAACAAAGCGUUCAAAAAGCCGACGGGAAGCUGGACAUGAUCGCCUGGCAAAUAGAUGCUUUUGAGAAAGCUUUCGAUGACCCGGAAAAUGAGAUAUCUGUGCUUCGCCUAUUACACUCUGUUCAUCAAGUUACGAAAGAUUAUCAGAAUCUCCGUCAAGAAAUUUUGGAGGUUCAGCAGUUACAGAAACAGCUUUCUGAUUCACUUAAAGCUCAGCUUACGCAGGUGCAUGGACAUUUUAAUUUAUUGCGUAAUAAGAUCGUGGGACAUAAAUCACCACAGUUGAAAUAAAAUAGUUUAUCGCGCAUUUUCUGGAAAAUUGUCCAUUAUUUCCAUAGAAUAUUAUUUGGAAAAUUCAAAUAUAAUUUUCGCCAAAUAUCAAUGAAAUUUCGAGCGUAGUCAGAAUUAUAUUUGCAACUUUCGUAAUACAUCAUGCAUGAUGCAAUCUAGUUAACUGCAACAAACGGUCCAUCACAUAGAAAAAAAGAGAAAUAGAGAGAGGGAAAGAAAAAAGGUAGAGACAGAGAUGGCAUACUGUAACAUUUCCUUUAAGAACUUCUAGUAGCACAAUUGACAUUUGUGAUAUAAUAUUUGCUUAAACACAUUGUUUCUGUGUAUAUAAUUCUCGACGAUUUUAAAAACUGAUCUCUUUGGAAAUGAAGCGACAUCAACAGCCAUUGUUGACAAUUAACUUAUUUGAUUUAUAUCAUAAAUGGCAAGGGGGCCAAUUUAUGCGCUGGUAUGUGGAAAGAAUAGCAUUGGGACUGUUGGAUUUAAAGAGUGUCCUAUGUAGCUUCUAUUGUUCACUGAUUAUCAUUUCGAAUAUAUUGGUAGAUUGCGGACAAUAUAUAAUAUUAUGUCUAAUUUUUAAAUGAGUUUAAGAUAAUAAUAGCGCAUUAAUUGAAUGACUACAGUUAUUAAUACACACACACACACACACACACAUACGCGCGCGCAUAUACACAUUUGUGUAUAUUUCCGUUAUCAUUAAAGUGUUAUCUGCAUACAUUCUUCUUACACCAUUUUGAGGACAAUGGUUUAUUGAAGAUUUUAUUUUUUUGUGUAUCGAUCAAAGCGCUUUGCGAGACACUGGGAUCAGAACAAGUGCAAGCUUAGCAUGAGAUCAUUGUGUGUAUUUAUACCUAGCUUUAAGUUAGUCAUUUAUGCUUUUAUAAUGUUUUUACUGUCUCGGGAACAAUAGUUUUAGUAUUUUAUUGGUUCGAGUAUAAAAAAUCUCAAAUGAUGUAGAUUUAAAAAAAACAUGUCAAUUUUUUCUUUCUUCAUUAUGUUGCAUCAUGAUAAUGUUUAUAUAUUUAAUUGAUACGUAAUGCAACGGUUAAUUAAUACAUAUUGGACACCGUUUAUCAAGGCGUAUACGUGACACAUCAAUCGUGAUUGUAUAAUUGACUACGCUUCCUAUACUUUAAUGAAAGUAUAAUCUCGAUUCUGAUCAUGUUGCAUUAUCGUUGUGUUAACAAAGUAAAUAUACAUACCUGUCACUGUGAAAACGAUCGUAUACAGUUUGCAGCGGUUUUCAGUUUACAUUUCGACAUUUUCCUUACCGUGCAACAUCAAAACGUCAAGAAUGAAACAAGUAUAUACUCUUAAGGUAAAUGUCCUAGUGAUUGAACGUGUACCGAUAAUUGAAUUAUUAAUAUUUGUAUUUGUUAAGAUGCUUAUCAAUAAAUGAAACAAAAUCACAAAGUAAC
Messenger RNA from Odontomachus brunneus, 1908 nucleotides. RefSeq lists its product as uncharacterized. NCBI's taxonomy places the organism in Eukaryota, Metazoa, Arthropoda, Insecta, Hymenoptera, Formicidae. The coding region runs from base 176 to 490 and encodes 104 amino acids. The transcript has 3 exons. The record is from RefSeq and is a predicted model, not a curated record.